GCGAUCCCGGGAAGCGGGAACGGCAAGAUGGCGGUGCGAGCGGCGUUUGGGCCACUGGGACGGCGUCUCUGGCAGGGUUCGAGGAAUUUUUCUGUAUGCAGUUCCAGGAGCAGUACAGCCAAAAAUGGUGGCGUUCUUCUCAGCACCAAUAUGAAGUGGGUACAGUUUUCACACCUACACGUUGAUGUUCCCAAGGAUUUGACCAAGCCUACGAUAACCGUUUCUGAUGAACCAGACACGUUAUAUAAGCGCCUAUCAGUUUUAGUAAAAGGCCAUGAUAAGGCUGUAUUGGACAGUUAUGAAUAUUUUGCGGUGCUUGCUGCUAAAGAACUUGGUAUCUCUGUUAAAGUACAUGAACCUCCAAGGAAAAUAGAGCGAUUUACUCUUCUCAAAUCAGUGCAUAUUUUCAAGAAGCACAGGGUUCAGUAUGAAAUGAGAACACUUUACAGAUGUUUAGAGUUAGAACAUCUCACUGGGAGUACAGCGGAUGUCUACUUGGAAUAUAUUCAGCGAAACUUACCUGAAGGAGUUGCCAUGGAAGUUACAAAGACAAAAUUAGAACAGUUACCAGAACACAUCAAGAAGCCAAUCUGGGAAACAAUACCAGAGGAAGAAGAAAGCAAGUCAUAAAGUCUCAGCGUGACCACUUGUGCUGGGAUGUGAAGUGAGCAUGUCAAGUGGGGGGAGUCUCCAGGGAAGACAGUUUCAAGUCACCCUGACUGCUCUCCUGAGGCCGCAUGGCUUGAUCAGUAGAAAGCAGGGAUUGGAAGUUUACGAUACACCAGACUAUUAUGCAGGAACCACUUUAUCUAUUCUUUUAUACAUGUCAUUGUUUCAGUUCGGAUUUUAACAAAUGUGAGCAAACCAUUUGGACCAUUCUGUACCAAAACAGUCAAAUUCAUAUUUUGUUAUUCCACUGUUGUUCAAUUAUUAGUUUGUACUGAUUGUGAUUUGUAUCAUUUCAUUCAUCUACAAGUGAGUGUUUCAAAUAUUCCUCACACACAUUUCUUUCUUUUGAGGGACCUAGAAGGAAACUUUGGUUAAUUUAACACUGAGCAGUUAAAGUUUUUGAUAUUUACCUUAGUGCAGGCUGGCAUAUGCUAGUUUGGGGGUGGUGACCUCCAGGUUUUACCUCAUGUAAGCAUUACAUUCUUGAAAAUUGAUAUACUUUAUAGCAGAUCAAGCACAUUUGUGGCAUGCGCUGAACUCUUCUGUAGCCCGAACCCUUUCAGGGCUGCCUAGAAGGGUCACUAUAAUGGAAUUUGAGCUCUCAAGAAAUUACUGUAUCGUUUCAUUCAUCCUGUAAUUCAUUUAUUCAAUAAGCUUUUCUUUUGUUGACUUUGCACCCAGCACUAUAGUAAAUACCAAAAAUUGAAUAGCAAUAACAGCUUUCAAAAAUUGUGCAAGGCACAAAUAAAUACUUUUCCUUAUUAAGUUCCAUGCUGAUAAGACCUCUUUCUUUUGGUGAAUAGCACUCUUUUUGUUUGGGGAUGUCUAAUUUUCCAUAAAAUUAAAUAGUAGUUAAAGCUCUGAAAGAGGCAAGAUGACAGUGGGCUGAGGCUGUUGGUGUAUCAACCCCAAGGGAGUGAUACGUUUCCUUUUUACAGCAGAAUCCGGCCCAUGUCUUUUGUGGUUUCCUUCACAUCUUUGGGGUAGUUAUGACUUCUCAGUUUUCCACCCUUAAACUGGAGUCCCUGUUCUCUUUUCCCGACCUGCUAUCAGGUACGAGUGUUCUGAAUGCACACUGCUCAUGUAUCAGACUUACAUUACCGUCAUUAACAUGAAAAGAAUUACAGCCUUGUGCCCCAUGACCUCAUUCUUUUUGCAGCUCAGUUGUCAACUGUGUCAUUCACAAAUGCCUAAAGCAUGUCUGUCCCAGGUAUAAGCCUCAGGAUUAAGAACUAGUCAGUAAAACAAGAGCAGUAUAAUAGAAACUGUAUCUAGCAAAGCAGCCAUUGUGACUCAUUUUCAUUUUGAAAGAAAUAAUUCUUUAAAAAUAAAUGUAAAAAAAAAAAAAAAAUAAAUAAAUAAAUGUAGACCCACA
Molecule: messenger RNA, 2044 nt
Organism: Balaenoptera ricei (Rice's whale)
Lineage: Eukaryota; Metazoa; Chordata; Mammalia; Artiodactyla; Balaenopteridae
Gene: MRPS10
Product: mitochondrial ribosomal protein S10
Exons: 7
Coding region: 28-630 (200 amino acids)
Cellular component (GO): mitochondrial small ribosomal subunit; mitochondrion
Source: RefSeq, a predicted model, not a curated record